Messenger RNA from Exaiptasia diaphana, 4709 nucleotides. RefSeq lists its product as uncharacterized. The transcript is spliced from 33 exons. The record is from RefSeq and is a predicted model, not a curated record. Bases 413 to 2929 code for a protein of 838 amino acids. Gene Ontology annotation, cellular component: cytoplasm. Lineage: Eukaryota; Metazoa; Cnidaria; Anthozoa; Actiniaria; Aiptasiidae. Gene Ontology annotation, molecular function: protein binding; guanyl-nucleotide exchange factor activity.
AACAAUGGGACGGCGAUCGCAUUUCCUUUGCGAGAGCCAACAGAUCACCAAAAAGAACUGCAAAGUUUGACCUUUUGGUGACGGGACUGAUAAAUUUUCCAAUUUGAGGCUUAUGCAUAUCCGAUAAGGUUUUGAUCCGAAUUCCACAGGAAAUUUAGUUUUUAGACAAUGCUUUUGGUUGACGUAUCGUAUGUGUGGGAAUGCUGAGCAAGGAGAUCGAGUUUGAUGAAGUUUGGGCUUCACUGGCUGCUCUGAACUACCCCUGACUCUAGAAAAGKGUGUUCCAAAGAACACUAAAAUUAUCGCGUUUAUAUCGAAGGCAAACGUGAUAAGCGCCUUUCAUGACAAGCUGACUGCCUACUUCUUCAUGGGUCUUCACGUCUCCGAUUUCUAAACAUUUAUUGAUAAAAUCAUGGAUGAGCAGUCAGUGAUCUCUCCUUCUGGUCUCAGGAGUCCUGCAAGGUAUAUUGUCAUCCAUGACUUUCAAGCCUCAAAAACCGAUGAAAUWGAUCUUUCUAAGGGUGAUGUUGUUUUGGUUGUAAAGAAAUAUAAAGAUGGCUGGUUCCGUGGAGUAAGAUGCAGAGGAUAUCAGGUUGGGUGUUUUCCAGGCAAUUUUGUUGCCAUAGAAGCCUCACCUUUGAUCCCUGAAAGACCAACAUUUCCAUUUGAUGAAGAGGCUCCUCCUCCAUUACCUCCAAAGACCAUCAUCCAACUCGAGAUCCAACUACCAACAUUUCCAUUUGAUGAAGAGGCUCCUCCUCCAUUACCUCCAAAGACCAUCAAAACAGGUGUUCUUGUAGACAUAGAAACAAGUACUAAUCAAAAUGAUGGCCUCUGCAAACUAGAAUAUCCUGCUGAUGAACCUCCUGCUCUUCCCAAGAAGCAAAGGGAAUUAAGAACUCUUGAAAUGGACAUUCAUCAAAAUGCUAAUGAGAGUGAUAAUAAACGUAGUAGUAAAGAACUUGACAAUGGCGAUGACAAUUCUAUACAGAAUGGACAUCGCAAUAGCUCUAUAUCCACAUCAUCUUUUAUGGGACUUAAAAUGCUGCAAGACAGUGCUUUAUCAAAGUACAGUGAAGACAGCUAUGAAAGAAAAAGAACAAGGGCUGCUGAAGAGCUUUUGACCUCAGAGAUGUCUUACUUCAGUGGAAUCAAUAUACUUAUAUCGAAUUAUUUAAGACCAAUCAAAGAUCUUUGUCUAAUACCAAAAGAUGAUAUUCAUAGGAUAUUUUCAAAUAUAGAGACUUUAGCUUCUAUUAGUAAAGAAAUGGUAUCUAAAUUGCAACAAAGACUUGCAAAAUGGGAUCCUGAAAAAACUGAGAUUGGUGAUGCUUUAUUAGAAGUAUUUGCAUACCUUAAAAUGUUUGAGCCAUAUUUUAAUACAAGAAAAAAAGGCAAUGAGGUGAAGUCCAAACUAGAAAAAAGCAAUGACAAGUUCAGGACUAUUGUCUCAAAGGUUAUCAAUGGGCAAACUAUGGAUUCUCUGUUAUUGAUGCCUAUACAAAGAAUUCCAAGAUAUGAAAUGCUGCUAAAAGAACUUGUUAAAAGAACAAAAGAGGAUCACCCUGAUUAUGGAAAUCUAAAAGAAGCGCUUCUUAAGUCACAGAAAGCUGCUGCAGAACUAAAUGAACAUUUAAGAAGAAUUGAAAAUGAAACAAAAAUUAUUGAAAUUAUGAAAAGCUUUCCUAAUGAUGAAUUGAAUUUAAUUCAUGUAGCAAAUCAAAUUUGUCUUGCAAGAACAUUUGGAUCUGGAAGGUUAAAGAAGCAAGAAAAAGAACAAAUGUACUCAAUUAACAAGAAAAUUAAAAGGAUGUCUUUACCAUUGGCUAGUGCUAUUGAGGUGCCACCACAAACUCCUCUAACUCGCUCCAAUACUGCUUCUCCUGUACCUGGAAGACGUCAACACUUUGAAAGUGACAGUGAUAGUGACAGUGAGCCAGAUCCUGGUUCUGUUUUGGGUGAUAAAUUUAUUACAAGYACUUACAUUUAUGAGGGUCCAGUGGAGAGAGUAACAAGAAAAGCCACAGGAUCAAGUGAAGGUGGAAUGGUGCAUGAAACUGUUGAGAGGUAUUUGUUUCUUUUCAAUGAUGUUAUACUUGUUUCAGUGGCAUCUGAUAAUGUACUUACUGGUAAAAGAACUCAUAAACUGAAAAAUGCACUGCCUCUAUCCCAGUCAUGGGUCAUGCAGUCUCAUGUGUAUUACAGCAAUCCACCUGAAAACAUGUUUCUCCUUGGUACACCAUCACAGAUUUACAAAUUUUUAGCUCCUUCAGUCAGAGAAAAACAAAUGUGGGAACAAAAACUAAAAGAUUGCAUUGUAGUAGCGAAAGAAUCUCUUCUUCAUUGUUUUAAAGGUAUCCCUUUGCCAGACCAGCAGUUUACAGCUGUCACUGUUGAAGCCAAGAUUGAUUAYAACAAAACAGUUGAUGUUGAGUUGAACCUUCGUGAAAAAGAAGAAGUUCUUGUCAUUGGUUUCAAAGAUGGCAGUGUGUGGCAACCUGGACUUUAUAAUAGUAACAUGUAUGACUUCACACUUGAAUGGUGGCCUGGUAUCCAGAAAGGGAAGUUUGGUUGGUUUCCAGCCCAGUGUGUAACUGGACCCGAUACAAUUAACCUGUCAGUAACAGAAGAAGAGGUUUGUAAGCAUUUAUAUUAUGGAACAUGUAAAGUAGAAAGUGAAUUUACAAUAGCAGAUGUUUUUAGGCAGUACACUCUUCACAAGAGCUUUUGCAAAGCUAAAAUUGACAUUGACAAUUUAGAUCUGUGGGAGGAGUCCACUGAUGGCUCAGUACAUCGACUUUUACCUCGAGAAGAAACACUGGGUCAGGUAAUUGGUACAUGGGGUCAAUAUAGGGAUAAUAUGAAGCUUGUCAUAAGAGAGAAGGGAGAAACAAGAGCAGGAUCAAAGUCAGCUAUCCUUGACAUGUAAUGUUAGGCACUCUUUGUAGAACUCAAUAGUAUUUUUUAGAAAUUUUUAAACUAAUAUUUUUAUUGUGAAUGUCUGUAAUGGCUUUYAYAUUAUUUCUAUAYGUGGAAAAGUGUAUAUUUAUCUUUYACUAGAAGUUGCAUCUUUUCUGUUAUGUGAACCACUGAAUAGUUGAAGGGAUUUAUUUUUGUUUUUCUUYAAAGUAUUCCCUUAGUACGCAGGAUUCAUCAGGAUGCAUUGUGAAUUUUUUGAGUAGGUUUGUGUAAAUAUCCCUGAUGUACUACCUUGUCGUCAUGUAUAAUUCACAUAAAUAUUGGAUUCAUUGUUGUAGCUAUUGACRACUGUUAUAAUGGCUACCACUAAUUAGCUAUUAUCAUUUAGUUCAGAGGCAGAAAAAACAUCAAAACAAGGCUACAGUACAAAUGCCUUAGCAAAGAAUUGCAUACAAAUUCUUUUUUUUUUAAUUUUCCAAAAAUUCAUAUUUCCAAAUAGUUUUUCCUCUGAAAGUGCUUGAUUUUCCAUAAUAUUGUCAAUCAUGGUAAGCACUUACGAAUCAAAAUUGUCUACAUUUUUAGGCUUGAAUCAAAAUAACACAGUCAUACAUGUUGUMUACUUGCAAAUUUAGCAAUGGUGUAUAAUAAAAAUAAUGAUAUUUACAAAUUUAGCAAUAAUAUUAUAAGAAUACAUUUUCCUUUAAAAAGAGGUUUGCUUCCUUUUGAGCUUUUUUUAUUUUUCACUGAAUUUGAAUGCCAUUGUUAUCAGUUAAAUCAUAUAAAAUGAUACUACAAGUUAUUUUAAAUUAAAAUUUAUUUAGUUAUAUUGAAUUUGCAAAAUUAAAUUGGAAUUUGUUUAUUCGAAUUACUUUUUUAACACAAAAUAGUUUUCAGAUCAAUGGUAAACAUGUAGUUAAUGUGAUACAUGAGAUAAGAGAGUCCCUAAGAAGUAGAGCCAAACUCUGUUCUUUUCUUUUCCUUGAUUACAGUGCAACUUGCUUGUUUUUACAUGAAUUAUUGCCAGCCAUAUAUGCAAUGGAAAUGCUUUACUCAGUAGAGGCUGCUUAUGUCAGUUGCAAAGUCAUCACAUACAUGUAGUUGUCAAGAAACAAAAUCAAAAACUUUAUAUUAUGCUUUGUACACAAGGUAGUCUCCUUGCAGCCAUGUCUCCUUGCAGCCAUGUUUAGUUUCAUUCACAUGUAAUGCARCCUCUCAACCAAAACUAAACAUGGCUAGAUAGUCUAAGAGGAGACUAUACGUAAGGUGGAGUGCACAGCAAGUAGGUAAAAAAAGGUUGGCUGUACUUUACUAAAAAGUGAAAUAGGGCCUUAGACCAAUAGUGGUAUAAUAAAACAUUAUAUUUUUGACAGCAAUGGCUGUGCUUACCUCUGUCUUCCAAUAUAAAUAUGGUGGGAAAUGGACAGCCCAACUCAAAAGAACUUUGAAUGCAUCAACAUUUCUCAAGCAGUGUUUGUAUGCCAGAGAAUAGAGACACAAGCAGCUGCUUUCUAGUUCUUAAUUUUAAAACCAUCCUAACAUUUUCAAGCACACUAGUCUAUUGCAAAACACUCUGGAAAACUAUGACUCUUAUUAAAUUGUUUUCCUAAUAAGGAGUGCUUGCUUAAUGAUAAUAUCGAAGUCUUUAAAAUGCUGUUGUAUAUACUGUGAUAGAAAUUCCAAACAGUAAGUGAUCAUUAUUAUACAGUUAGUAGUAGAUAAAAGAAWUGCUGUACAAAGUAUUUGUGAAUAAAUUGAUAAUAAAGAAAUUUUAUGGAAAUAUAUCCCAAUCA